AUGGCUUCGGCAAAGUCUCACCCGGACGUCGAGCAGCAGGCCGUGGCGGAUGCGCACCUCGGCAACGCGACCGUCAGGUCGAUUUCCUGGCGCGGCGUCACCGUCACCGUCAAGGAUCGGGCAUCCAACAAGCCCAAGAAGAUUGUCCGCGAUGCCGCCGGGGUCGUCGGCGCCGGCGAGAUUUGCGCCCUCAUGGGCCCCUCGGGCUCGGGCAAAACCACCCUUCUCAACGUCCUGGCCAGACGGCCUGCCGGCGCCGGCGACGUCCACGUCGAGGCCCGGGUCCUCGUCAACGGGACCCAGCUGUCCGAGUCGGCCUUCCGCCAGGUCUCCUGCUUCGUGGAGCAGGAAGACGCCCUCAUCGGGUCUCUGACCGUCAGGGAGACUCUGGAUUUUUCGUCGCGGCUGGCCAGCACCAGCUCGCUCCCCCGGAAAGAACGGCUUGUCCGCAUCGACUCGCUCCUCGCCGCCUUCGGCCUCACGGCCCAGGCCGACACCCUCAUCGGCACCCCGCUCCGCAAGGGCAUCUCGGGCGGCCAGAAGCGCCGCGUCGGCGUGGCCAGCCAGCUCAUCACCGGCCCCAAGAUCCUCUUCCUCGACGAGCCCACCAGCGGCCUCGACUCGGCCGCCGCGUGGGAAGUCGUCAAGUACCUGCGCGCCGUGGCCAAGAAGCACAGCCUCAUCGUCCUCUGCUCCAUCCACCAGCCCUCCAGCGCGACCUUCAACCUGUUUGACAAGCUGGCGCUCCUGUCGGCCGGGCAGACGCACUACUUUGGGCCCGUGGCCGCCGUCGUGCCGCACUACCGGCACCUGCGGGUCGACGUGCCCAACUACGUCAACCCGGCCGAGUUCCUCGUCGACCUCGUCAAUGCCGACUUCAGCCACGACGCCGUCUCGGCGUCCCGCACGCUGUCGGACCUGCACGCCCGGUGGGUCGCCUCGCCGCAGUCGACGGCCGCCGCGGCCGCUGUCGCCGAGGCGGAAGCGGACCGGCGUGCCGUCAGCCUGGCCGAGCUCGGGGGCCCCUCUCGCGCGCGCGUCACCCUCACCCUGCUGCGCCGCUCCUUCAUCAAGUCGUACCGCGACGUCGUCGCCUACGGCGUGCGUUUCGCCAUGUACACCGGCCUCGCCGUCAUGAUGGGCACGGUCUGGGUGCGCCUCGGCGCCCACCAGGACUCGAUCCAGCCCUUGGUCAACGCCAUCUUCUUCGGAUCCGCCUUCAUGUCCUUCAUGGCCGUCGCCUACGUGCCUGCCUUCCUCGAGGACCGCCUGCAGUACGUCAAGGACCGCCGCAACGGCUUGUACGGCGCCGCCGAGCUCGUCGUCUCCAACCUGCUCAUCGGCGCGCCCUACCUGUUCCUCAUGUCCCUCGUCUUCUCGGCCGUGUCGUACUGGCUGUCCAACUUCCAGCCCACCGCCGCCGCCUUCUUCACCUGGAUCCUGUGGCUCUUCCUCGACCUGCUGGCCGCCGAGUCCCUCGUCGUCUUGGUGACGUCGCUGGUGCCGAGCUUCGUCAUCUCCCUGGCCCUCGUCGCCUUCGCCAACGGCCUGUGGAUGUCCGUCGGGGGGUUCAUGGUGCCGCCCACCAUCCUGAACCCCUUUUACAAGUACGCCUUUCAUUACUGGGACUACCAAAAGUACGUCUUUGAGGGCAUGAUGGUCAACGAGUUUUCCCGCCGGACCUACUCGUGCGGCGACGGCUGCCGGUGCAAGCUGGAGUCGCCGCUGGCCCGCGAGUGCAAGAUUGCCGGCCAGGCCGUGCUCGACCAGUACGGCUAUUCCGACGAGACGACGGGUCGCAACGUCGGCAUCAUGGUCGCCAUCAUUGCUGGAUACCGCAUCGCAUCGUGGGUAGCGUUGAAGCUGCGCGGGUAG
This is a messenger RNA of Ustilaginoidea virens, 1875 nucleotides long. RefSeq lists its product as uncharacterized. The record is from RefSeq and is a predicted model, not a curated record. Gene Ontology annotation, cellular component: membrane. Gene Ontology annotation, molecular function: ABC-type transporter activity; ATP binding; ATP hydrolysis activity. Lineage: Eukaryota; Fungi; Ascomycota; Sordariomycetes; Hypocreales; Clavicipitaceae. Bases 1 to 1875 code for a protein of 624 amino acids. The transcript is spliced from 3 exons.